Messenger RNA from Lolium rigidum, 823 nucleotides. RefSeq lists its product as uncharacterized. The transcript has a single exon. Bases 3 to 719 code for a protein of 238 amino acids. The record is from RefSeq and is a predicted model, not a curated record. Gene Ontology annotation, biological process: root development; shoot system development. NCBI's taxonomy places the organism in Eukaryota, Viridiplantae, Streptophyta, Magnoliopsida, Poales, Poaceae.
ACAUGGCCUGCCAUCAAAGAUCUGCAAGUCUGCCUUGUAUUCCCCACUCCACUGAAUCCAAAGUGGAGGUGGAGCUGCAGGGCCUGCAAACACGCAUCUCCUCGCCUUCCGCGACCAUCGGCACGAUGUGCGAUGGUUUGAGGAGGCUUGGAGACAUCUACAGCUGCAUAGAGGAGAUCAUGAGCUUGCCUAGCAACCAAGUUAGCCUCUCUUUGCCCCUGCAAAGGAAAAUGGUUGAGGAAGAGCUUGACAGAUCAAUUGUCCUUGUUGACCUCUGCAAUGCCAUGCAAGAGAACUUGGCAGAGCUGAAGAUGAGCAUCCAGGAGCUGCAGCUUGGCGUCAAGAGAGGAGAUGCCGCAGCCAUUCAGCUCAAGAUCGAGUCUUUCAUUCGCCUCGUGAAGAAGGCACAUAAGCCUUUCAAGAAGAUCACAAGCAGCAAAGCUAUGAGCGAAGGUUGCAUGACGGUCAGGCUACUGGUAGAAGCAAGAGAGAUGGCUCUCUCUCUGAUUGAAUCGGCAUCUCGCCUCUUACCAAAGCAAAUCGUGGUCACCAGAUGGUCUCUUGUCUCAAAGAGGUUUCAGAAAAGGAGGGUCGUCUGCGAGGAGACGCAGUUGCGAGCGCUGGAGCACAGCUUGGCUGAUCUUGAGAACGGUGUUGAGCCCUUGUUCAGGAGGUUGAUCCAGAGCAGGGUUUCACUCCUUAACAUCCUUAGCUCAUAGGUGAUUCUCAAAGCCUUGUUGCUCUAGCAAAUCUUUUGUACAUGAUACUGGAUAUAUACUUGAUAUUGAUUGGUUACACAAUUUUGAUCAUGUAUUUUGUCAAC